GCGUUUACAAACGUAGAAUAGUGUCGGUGUCAGAACAAGUCGACACGCCGUAGUGAACUUCUCGCUUCACAUUGUUGCAUUCAACGUCUCUGAAUUUGCCGUCAUCGUUAGAGAUCACUUGACAAGCAUGGUGUCCGUUAAGUUCCUAUUGGGUGCAGCUGCUUGCUUCGUUCUCAACGGAGGAGCCCUUGGGCAAAAGAUGAUCCUCAUGGAGAAUUUCGAUCCCGCCCAAGUGGAGGGCAUUUGGUACACUGUCGAGAGGACCGGCGCUCUCUACAACGACUCAGCGACCUGCACCAAGUACGAAGUAAAACACGAGAACGGCAGGAUCUAUGAGGUGGUACUCAACUACAAGGACAAGUCGAAUGCGAUAGUAAAGAAUACCUUUCGCGUGGUGGAAGAUUCCGACCACCCGGCCCAGUUCUUUUUCGCGGAUAAAGACGACCAGAAAGUUGCAGUGCGGUUUUUGGGGUCCGACUACAAGAACUGGAAUGUCUGCUUCGGCUACGUCUACGGAAACAUACCAGUGUACGGCAUCGGCUCUAGAACACCUGUGCUGGAUCCCAAGUACAUGGAGGAGGCCAAGGCCGUACUGAAGAAAAACGACAUCACAACUACCGAAAAAUGCACACCGUUGUAGAAUACGCAAGCGAACGAAAGCAUUAAAAGUGUUAUGUACUAAGCACUCCGAGGUAAUAAAUGCUGGUAACAUAGCAACUA
Molecule: messenger RNA, 720 nt
Organism: Rhipicephalus sanguineus (brown dog tick)
Lineage: Eukaryota; Metazoa; Arthropoda; Arachnida; Ixodida; Ixodidae
Exons: 5
Coding region: 128-640 (170 amino acids)
Source: RefSeq, a predicted model, not a curated record